Aspergillus alliaceus is the source of this 1029-nucleotide messenger RNA. RefSeq lists its product as uncharacterized. NCBI's taxonomy places the organism in Eukaryota, Fungi, Ascomycota, Eurotiomycetes, Eurotiales, Aspergillaceae. The coding region runs from base 1 to 1029 and encodes 342 amino acids. The transcript has 2 exons. The record is from RefSeq and is a predicted model, not a curated record.
AUGAACAACGUGCUAACAGGUUUAAGGACAGUCAAGGAGAAUCAGCAUUCUGCUGAGGUCCUCAGGCUCUUCAAAGCUAAGCACAAGAUUUUCUACAAGGACGGUGUUCAAGCUACAAUCAACAAAUUCGCGUCUCAAACCGAUCUUAACUUCUUCAAACAAUCCGCAGCUGAGCUUCUAGCCACUCUAGCCUCACUUCCUGAGAGCACAAAGCUUGACGUAAAACAUCGUCUCGUCCAGUGGAUGACGAAUGUGACGAUGGGGAAAACUGCGCCCACUACAGUGAUACCACUGCUCAAGAUCAUGAUGAGCGAUGGUAAAAGUGUUGACAGCUUCGAUGUUUGGAGGGCUGUGAACCGGUACUUCAAAAAGGGCCAGAAGAAGCUCAUCUUCCCCUUCCCAGACCUCCCGUAUGAAUUGCGCUUGAUGGUGUACGAGAAUUAUUUCGCGCUCGAAACCACCGGUACAGAAGAGAGACUAAUCAUUGCAUAUCCUGAGAACCCCCGAGGGGCACACAGAUUUUCCUUGUUGCGUGUCAACCACCAAAUCUACGAUGAAGCGCGUAAAGUGCUCUACAACGACUUUACGCCGACACUGUGCAGGGUGAGUAACCUACGCGAUUUCAUUCACGGUCUUCAAGGCGACAGUAUCCCGGGCCUUAUAGCGACCGCCACGAUUGUCAGCAGGCUCUGUGUCGAAGCAAUCUCAAUGGAGCAUGUGAAUACACUCGCCAACUUGCUGUCUUCCUCCCCCUUUGUACGUGUCCGUUUCCUGACCUUAGUGGCAACGCCGUACUAUAUGGGGCCCGCGUCUCUGGGUGAUCGAGUUAGCAGGACUAGGAAGCGUCUGGCCUUUCCGGAAUUUAAGAAGCGGUUGGGCACAGAAGUGAGCGCUUUGUUGGCCCGGAGCGUCGGGCUAUCGCCUGUGGAUAAGCUCCCGGCUCUCAUCCUGAUGGAUUUCAGGCAAGAUCAGAAGUGGAGUGCGACAUUUCCGAGUGACUGGAACGUCGUUGCUAUUUGGAGAGCCUAA